Molecule: messenger RNA, 1987 nt
Organism: Pimephales promelas (fathead minnow)
Lineage: Eukaryota; Metazoa; Chordata; Actinopteri; Cypriniformes; Leuciscidae
Gene: gmppb
Product: GDP-mannose pyrophosphorylase B
Biological process (GO): GDP-mannose biosynthetic process
Molecular function (GO): GTP binding; mannose-1-phosphate guanylyltransferase (GTP) activity
Source: RefSeq, a predicted model, not a curated record
CUGCCUCGUCAUCACUGACUGUACGGAACUGAACCUGAACUCACUUCAUUACAGAAUAUCAUAGAGCCGCAAACUUGUCAGAUAGAUACACUAUUACAGAUUAAUAGAGUUUAUUUGUGGAAGUGAGUUUAAAAUACAUGUUUUGUUGAUGAAAUACAUGUUUUGAAGAGCAGCAGGUGUAUCGUUUAUUUGGGUAUUCCCACAUGAUUGCUCCUGUCUGCUUUGACUGAUCCCUGCUCUGCUGACCCAUAAUGAAAGCCCUGAUUCUCGUUGGCGGCUACGGCACACGGUUACGCCCGCUCACACUCACUGUGCCGAAACCACUGGUGGAGUUCUGCAACAAACCCAUCCUGCUCCAUCAGGUGGAGGCGCUAGUCAAGGCUGGAGUCCGUCAUGUCAUUCUUGCUGUGAGCUACAUGUCAGAUCUAUUGGAGCGAGAGAUGAGAGCUCAGGAGCAAAGGCUUGGAAUAAAAAUCUCGCUUUCACAUGAAAAGGAGCCUCUAGGCACUGCUGGUCCUCUGGCUUUGGCCCGAGAGCUGCUGACCGACAGCGAGGAGCCGUUCUUCGUCCUCAACAGCGACGUCAUCUGCGACUUCCCCUUCGAGGACAUGCUGAAGUUCCACCAGCAGUGUGGCAGAGAGGGCACGAUUGUGGUGACGAAAGUGGAGGAACCGUCUAAGUAUGGCGUGGUUGUUUAUGAAGGGGACACUGGACGAAUACAUCGCUUCGUUGAGAAACCGCAAGUGUUUGUCUCCAACAAAAUCAACGCUGGGAUGUACAUCUUCAGCCCUGCCAUGCUGAAGAGGAUCCAGUUGCGACCCACUUCCAUUGAGAAGGAAAUAUUUCCAGUGAUGGCAGAGGAGGGACAACUGUAUGCCAUGGAGCUGCAAGGUUUCUGGAUGGACAUCGGCCAGCCCAAAGACUUCCUGACAGGCAUGUGCAUGUUCCUCCAGUCCGUUCGGCAGCAGGCGCCCGAGAGGCUGCGCGUGGGACCGGGCUUCCUCGGGAACGUCCUUGUGGACCCAACUGCGGUGAUCGGGGACAACUGCACCAUCGGGCCUAAUGUGACGAUUGGCGCUGGGGUGGUUCUGGAGGACGGGGUGCGAGUGAAGCGCUGUACGGUUCUGAAGGGGGCGCACAUACGCUCACACUCCUGGCUGGAGUCAUGCAUUGUGGGCUGGAGCUCAUCGGUGGGACAGUGGGUGCGGAUGGAGAACGUCACAGUUCUGGGCGAGGAUGUGAUUGUGAACGAUGAACUCUACAUCAACGGUGCCAAUGUUCUGCCUCAUAAAUCCAUUACAGACUCUGUUCCUGAACCGCGAAUCAUCAUGUGAAACACCUUUCAUGCCCCUCACGAAGUGCCCGAGUGUGUGUGUGUGUGUGUGAGAAUGAGCAUGAUGGGAAAGGUAUUGGUUGUGGAGUAUCUAAAGUAUGAUUGUGCUGUUUCUGCAGGUAAAUCUCAUCUAUAGUAGAUGUUCUCCAACUAAAGGCUGCAUCACACAUUUCUGACCCAUAAAGUGCUGUUGUCAUUUCCCUCUGCAUUGUGUCCUCUAUUACUGACAAUAAGAGCACGACGCCCCUCUCUUUGGUUCAUCUUGUUGAUUUUGAGAUGCCAUUAGGCUGUCUAGUAAUUAUGUUGGUAUUCUUUUUCAUUGUUUUGUUUAGUUGUUUAUAUAUAUAAAGGGAGCCAUGCAUUACUUUCUGGAUAAAACACUGUGCCUGUAGAAAGAAUGACAAGUAGCUAUGUUUAUGUAUCAGAUAACGCAGUAGCUGAUUACUGUGAUGACUUCCAGUAGUAUGUACUAAAUUAUGCAAAUCACAUUUUAUUCAUCACUCAAGAUCAUGCAGAAAUGUGAUAGAUAUCUCCUUUACAGAUGAACAAAGAUAAAAACAGACUCUGGGAGUGAUGUCUCUGUACACAGAUUAAGAUUUUGAUGUCUUUUCUAUCAAAGAAACAUAAACCAAUAAAACAUCUUUUUGGCGUUUU